UCUGGUAAGGCUUUAACGCUGUUGUGGUGGGUUUGAAGUACAAAUUCGAACGGUGUAGUAAUAAUAAAAACUCAAAAGGUGGACUGAAGAGAUUCAAGAGAAGAGGCAAAGCAAGAUUCAUAGUCGGCUAAAGUGUUUGAACCCUUCUUCUAGACUUUCUGGAAAGGUAAAACCGGUCGUUUCAAAUUGAUUCUCCCGAUUGCAAUCCCAUCCAAUCCUUUUUAGAAUCUUUUCCCACGUUUUGCUCUUCUUCUCUUUUCAAAGAAAAAAAGUCCAGUUUGAGUCAAAAUUUGCUUGCUUCAUUCACUUGUUCUGCUACUGCAUUUAGACUGUACUUUGAAACUUAGUGAUGGGUUUUUAUCUUCACAGUUCCAAGAAGCCUUCUUUUGUUGAUUGUUGAAGACGCCCACCAUAGAUUUGGAUUGCCUUAACAAAACCAUUGUUUUUGGGGUGGCAAAGAUUCCACCUUUAUCUCUGGAAAUGCUGAAUCUUGGAUGACAUGUUUUCAAGCCCUUACUCAAGGAAGAUAGAUGGUGUUCCAGAAAAGUCAUUUCCCUCCCCGUGAAGACUACAUUUAUUCUAAUUUUCAUCAAUGAUGGGGUAAAUAUCUGCGGAAAAAUGGAUCUCUGUGAAGACAGUUCAAGGUUCGGGUCAUUCCCAGCCUUAACUUCGAGAAACCCCUCAUCUUCAUCAUCAGCAUUCUUUUCAGCAAAUCAGUCACCUUUUAUCUCUCCCAGAUCCCCAAAAGGACCUUUACCCCCAAAUAUUAAUCCGGGGAUAAUUUUGGAAAAUGCUCAAUUAUCUGCCGAUUCAUGUCCCACCACCACCACUACUAAUAAUAACAACAUUCAAAAGAUAGAUUUUGGUUUGAUAUCUUCUACGUCCAUCUCCAACAGCCCAGUGUCAACUUACAAUGUUGACUAUGAAUACGAAGAACAUAUAAGGAGGAGACAUAGAGGAAAGCAGAGAUAUAUGGAUAAAGCGUAUGAGACUUCAGUCACUCCAACCUCCACAUCUUCUCUCUCGAGUCGAGUGAGAAGUUGCGAUGUGUAUAUAGGCUUCCAUGGCAAGAAAUCUUCACUGUCAAGAUUUACGAAUUGGCUUCGCGCUGAGUUGGAGUUUCAAGGGGUGAGUUGCUUUGUGACAGACAGAGCGAGGUGUAAGAGUACGAGGAAGCAUAGCAUGAUAGACAGAGUGAUGGAUGCAUCCGCAUUUGGGGUUGUUGUCUUAACCAGGAAGUCAUUCCGGAACCCGUACACCAUCCAAGAGCUCCGUUUUUUCUCCAGCAAGAAGAUUUUGGUUCCGAUCUACUUUGAUUUGGGUCCGGAUGAUUGUCUCGUGAGAGACAUAAUUGAGAGGAGAGGGGAGCUAUGGGAAAAGCAUGGCGGGGAGCUUUGGGUCCACUAUGGCGGCCCCGAAAAGGAAUGGAGAGAUUCCUUGAACGCCCUUUCACGCGUAGAUGAGUGGAAACUUGAGGCCCACGACGGGAAGUGGAGGGAAUGCAUUCUGAGGGCUGUCACGCUUUUGGCCCUAAGGUUAGGGAAGAGAAGCAUUGUUGACCGGCUGACGAAGUGGAGGGAGAAUGCAGAAAAGGAAGAGUUCCCUUUUCCGCGAAAUGAGAAUUUCAUUGGCAGAAAGAAGGAAUUGUCCGAACUUGAGUUCCGUCUUUUUGGGGAUGCAAGUGGGGAUAUAGAGGCACGAUUUUUCGAACUGCCGAGGCGUAAGAAUCUGACAAUCCGUAGUAGGAGUAGGAGUAGCUCAUUCGAAGAAAAUAGGCGUAAAAAGGGGAAGGAGCCUAUGGUUUGGAAAGAAUCUGAGAAAGAGAUUGAAAUGCAUAAUGCUGAUUUUGUUUCCCAAAAAAAAGCACAAAAAACAAAGAUUUUCCGGAAACAUGGGCGGCGGAAGAGAUCAAUGAAAGUUGUGUACGGUAAGGGAAUCGCUUGUGUGUCGGGUGAAUCAGGUAUCGGGAAAACUGAACUGCUUCUCGAGUUUGCGAACCGGUUCUAUCAGCGGUACAAGAUGGUUCUUUGGAUUGGGGGUGAGAGUAGAUUUAUCAGACAGAACUAUUUGAAUCUCUGGCCAUUUCUAGAAGUUGACGUAGGGGUGGAGGGCUCGCCGGAGAAGAGCCGGAUGAAGAGCUUUGAGGAGCAAGAGGAAGGCGCAAUAAGUAGGGUCCGCAAGGAACUCAUGCGAAGCAUUCCGUUUUUGGUUAUAAUUGAUAACUUGGAGAGUGAAAAGGAUUGGUGGGACCGUAAGCUUGUGAUGGAUCUUCUCCCCCGUUUUGGCGGAGAGACACAUGUCAUUAUCUCAACACGUCUCCCACAUGUGAUGAACCUUGACCCUAUCAAACUCGGCUACCUAUCUGAAAUAGAAGCAAUGUCUUUAAUGCAGGGUGGCAUUAUCAAGGAUUACCCAAUCACUGAAAUCGACGCUCUCCGGAGCAUUGAGGAGAAACUGAAAAGGUCAACCUUGGGUCUUGCUAUAAUCGGGUCGAUCCUCUCUGAACUUCCCAUAACCCCGACCCGACUGUUGGACACCAUAAAUCGCAUGCCCUCAAUGGAUGUGAUUUCCAGUGACAGAAGAGAGACUGUAAACCAUCCGUUAAGGCAAAAUGUCUUCCUUUUAAAGCUCUUAGAGGUUUGUUUCUCUAUAUUCGAUCAUGCCGACGGGCCGAGAAGUUUGGCGACCAGAAUGCUUUUGGCAAGUGGUUGGUUUGCACCAUCAGCGGUCCCGGUCCCACUUCUAGCUACAGCUGCUCAUAGAAUACCAGAGAAACACCCAAGCCAAAAGAAGUGGAGAAAAGUCAUAGGCGCCUUAUCAUGUGGUCUCACCCCAACACACCUUAGGAAAUCCGGAGUGGAUGCAUCGUCAUCUAUGCUGCUUAGAUUUAAAAUAGCGAGGCGUUGUACUAAGGAAGGGUACAUUCAAUUCCAUGAGCUGGUCCGACAUUAUGCCCGGAAGAGAGGCAUUGACGCGCAGGUCGCGCAAGCCACGGUUCAGGCAGUCAUUACCCGCGGAUCGAUAUACGAACACUCUGAACACAUAUGGGCUGCGUGUUUUCUACUUUUCGGGUACGGGAGCGACCCCAUGGUCGACGAGCUCAAAGUGACGGAACUUUUGCUUCUAGUCAAACAAGUCGUUAUGCCGCUUGCUGUUCGAACAUUUAUCACGUUCUCACGUUGCGGUGCAGCUCUUGAGCUGCUCCGGCGGUGUACGGAUGCAUUGGAAGCAGCGGAUCAGGCGUUCGUUACGCCUGUAGAGAAGUGGUUGGAUAAGUCGCUUUGCUGGAGACCGAUCCAGACCAAUGCCCAGCUGAACCCUUGUCUUUGGCAGGAGCUUGCUUUGGCGAGGGCGGCCGUUCUUGAAAUCCGGGCCAAACUGAUGAUGAAAGGUGGUCAGUUUGACAUUGGUGAUGAUUUGAUCCGGAAGGCGAUAUUCAUCAGAACUUCUAUAUACGGUGAGGAUCAUCCCGAUACAGUUUCUGCGCGGGAAACGCUUGCUAAAGUCACAAGACUGCUUGCUAAUCUUCAAAACCAUACUUCUCUAUAGUAUUUUAAAUUUUUUCGUAGCAAUGCUUAGAUGAUUUUACAUGUAGCAAAAAUUUCAGAAUAACAACAUAUACUUCCAAAACUUACAGAAAUUCAUUUUUGUAGUGAAUCACCAUUCUCAUUACAUAUUAUGGUUUUUUUCCCUAGCUGCUGGUGAUUUUUUGUUUUUGUUUUCACUGUCUUGGCUUGUUGACCUAUUGGCUUGUCACAUGAUUAUUGAAAAGAAGUCAGAAUCUGAGAAAUAUUAGUACUGUAGAGGGCUGUACUUAUAUGAUUCUAAUGUGAUUUGUUUGACUC
Cuscuta epithymum is the source of this 3845-nucleotide messenger RNA. Lineage: Eukaryota; Viridiplantae; Streptophyta; Magnoliopsida; Solanales; Convolvulaceae. The record is from the annotation of a GenBank genome assembly.